Naegleria gruberi is the source of this 832-nucleotide messenger RNA. RefSeq lists its product as uncharacterized. The transcript has a single exon. The annotation marks the transcript as partial. Gene Ontology annotation, molecular function: protein binding. The record is from RefSeq and is a predicted model, not a curated record. NCBI's taxonomy places the organism in Eukaryota, Heterolobosea, Eutetramitea, Acrasida, Naegleriidae.
AUGAAGAAGGGAGUAGUUAAGGAAAUUCAUCCAUUCUAUGGAGAAGUCUCAUUGAAUAGAGGUUCUUUUGAGGGAAUGGAAGGUUCUUCAGGAAAGAUUAGUUUCAUUGUAAAGAAAGGUAAACAAUUUAGAAGAAUUUGUUUUGCUGCCUGUAAGGGAGAUGUACAGAAUGAACAGCUUUUCAAAUUGGAAUGGAAAAUACAUCAAGAUAUUGAACAUAGAGGAUGGAAUUUUGUUGAAAUUGAUGGACGAUUGGAAUUUUCACAUUUGGGAAAAGAUGAAGAGUGGAUGAAUGAGAAACUUACGAAUGAAUAUAUUGAAGAUGUGGAGCCAAUUGUUGAAAAGUUUAUCAGUUCGAAACUUGAAAUGAUUUCUGUAUUGGGAGCUUACAAUUGGCAAAAUAUCUUGUCCUAUCUCCAUGUGAAAGAUUUGAAUACUUGCUAUCAAACUUGUAAGAUAAUGAGAGAGUUGAUUUCCUCGAGAGAUUUUCUUAUCAAGCUCAUUGAAUCUCAGUGUAUAACAUUACCAGAAAUGUACUAUCAGGAAUCUCAAAGAAAUUUAAAACAUUGUAAGAAAAUUGACUUGUUGAAGCUGUACUAUGACAGAAGAGAUAAGCUUAGUUGGGGAAGAAAGUUGAAUGGAAGUUAUAUCAUUUGGUUGAAUGAAAAUUAUUGGAAAACCAAAAAGUCAUCAAGCAGUGUAUUUGGAAAGAUUAUCAAACUGAGUUCUGUUUGGUGGUUUGACUUUGGAGCAACCUUAACUCUGAGAAGAGGUCGUUACAAGGUUUCACUCCGUUACAAAACCACUUCUAAUGCUUGUGGAUUGGCUGACA